Messenger RNA from Hevea brasiliensis (rubber tree), 1941 nucleotides. RefSeq names its product receptor-like protein 43. The transcript has 3 exons. NCBI's taxonomy places the organism in Eukaryota, Viridiplantae, Streptophyta, Magnoliopsida, Malpighiales, Euphorbiaceae. Gene Ontology annotation, molecular function: protein binding. The record is from RefSeq and is a predicted model, not a curated record. The coding region runs from base 1 to 1941 and encodes 646 amino acids.
AUGUAUGCAUCACCUAGUUCCUUGAUGAAUUUGUCUUCUUCUUUGACGUCUCUUAAACUAAGCAGAAGCCAAUUGCAUGGGAAAUUCCCAGAUAUCAGUCAUCUAUCCAAAUUGGUUUCAUUGGUCCUCUCCCACAACAAAUUUAAUGGUGAGAUUCCCUCCUCAUUUGGAAACCUUAAACAGCUUCAUACUUUGAGCCUCCGCAACAACAGUCUCAGUGGUCAAAUUCCAUCCUCACUUGGAAGCCUUAAGGAACUCACUUCAUUGGUCCUCUCCUACAACAAAUUUAAUGGUGAGAUUCCCUCCUCAUUUGAAAACCUUAAACAUCUUCUAUUUUUGGACCUCAGCAACAACAAUCUCAGUGGUCAAAUUUCAUCCUCACUUGGAAGCCUUAAAGAACUCACUUCAUUGGUCCUCUCCGACAACAAAUUUAAUGGUGAGAUUCCCUCCUCAUUUGGAAACCUUAAACAGCUUCAUAAUUUGCACCUCCGCAACAACAGUCUCAGUGGUCAAAUUCCCUCCUCAUUUGAAAACCUUAAACAUUUUCUACUUUUGGACCUCGGCAACAACAAUUUCAGUGGUCAAAUUUCAUCCUCACUUGGAAACCUUAAGGAACUCUUUAAAUUGGAUCUCUCCUAUAACAAUUUUAAUGGUGAGAUUCCCUCCUCAUUUGAAAACCUUAAACAUCUUCUAAUUUUGGACCUCAGCAACAACAAUCUCAGUGGUCAAAUUUCAUCCUCACUUAUGAGGCUUAAAGUCGUCUUAUCAUUGGAUCUCUCCUAUAACAAUUUUAAAGGUCCCAUCACUUUCCAAGGAAGCAGGCUUUCAAGUUUAGUAUACCUCGAUUUAUCCAACAACUUGUUACAUGGCCGAAUUCCAAGUUCAAUUUUCAAACUUGUGAACUUGAGUGUUCUUAUUCUUUCAUCCAACAAAUUGAUAGGAGAAGUCUCUUCUGCAUUUGAACGGCUCCAUGCCACAAUGUUUGGAAAUUUCAGCAACAAUCGUUCAGUAUUGCACUUGGGCAUGAACAAAUUCCAUGGAACCAUCCUUGAAACGUUUCCAGUAGGCAGCAACUUGAGAUAUUUGAACAUCAAUGGUAACCAAUUGCAAGGGAGAAUCCCACCUUCCAUCUCCAAUUGUAUAAAUUUGGAAAUUUUAGAUCUCGGAAACAAUAAUAUAGAUGACACAUUCCCCCAUUUUCUGGAAACACUUUCGAAGCUACAAAUUCUAAUUCUAAAAUCCAAUAAAUUUCAUGGUUUGGUGAAAGGGACCUCUGCCAAUUAUUCAUUCCCAAAGCUACGAAUUUUUGACCUCUACAACAACAUGUUUAGCGGACCUCUACCUGCGGAGUAUUUCAACAAUUUCAAGGCAAUGAUGAUCUUUGAUUUGAAUAUGAAAUACAUGGGGGCGCUAAAUCAUUCUUCUUAUGAUUAUUCUGUAAGUCUGACACUCAAAGGCUUAGAGAUUGAGUUGGUGAAAAUCCAAACACUUCUUACAUCCAUUGAUUUGUCGGGCAAUAAAUUCACAGGGGAAAUCCCACAGUCAAUUGGAAAACUUAAAUCACUUAAGUUGCUCAACUUAUCUCACAAUCAACUCACAGGCAAUAUUCAAGCAUCAUUGGGGAAUUUGAGCAAUUUGGAAUCAUUAGACCUCUCUUCAAAUCUUCUUGUUGGAAGGAUUCCAAUGCAAUUGACAUAUUUGACAUUUUUGGAAGUGUUUCGGGUUUCACAUAAUCAACUUGAAGGGCCUAUACUUGAAGGAAAGCAGUUCAAUACAUUUGAUAGCACUUCAUAUGAAGGAAAUUUGAGAUUGUGUGGACUUCCACUAGAAAAAUGUGACAAUGGGGAGAGGAAAAAACCAACAACAUCAAAGGAAGAUGAUUCCAAGUCUAAAAAUGGAUUUGGAUGGAAAGUCAGACAAGGUGGUAUGGAUGUGGAGUAA